GGGAGGAGCUAAGAGGCGCGCGGUGGCUCGCUACCCAGCAGAGCUGGCUCUGUCGCCGCACCACCAGCUGCGGCUCUGGGACCUGCGGAUUGAGCCGGGGCCGGGAGCCGCCCGUGGCAGGGCUCGAGAGAGCGGGGCCCCACCAUGAGGCUCCAGCCCCUCGGGAGCCCCUGUGCUCCCCUGGCCCCAGACACACCGUGCUAGCAGCCCCAGGCAGGGCAGGGGCAGGCGCAGGGCCAUGGCCAGCCACGUGGACCUGCUCACAGAGCUGCAGCUGCUGGAGAAGGUGCCGACGCUGGAGCGCCUGCGCGCAGCCCAGAAGCGCCGGGCUCAGCAGCUGAAGAAGUGGGCACAGUAUGAGCAGGAGCUGCUUCACCGCAAGCGCAAGCAUGAGCGGAAGCGGAGCUCGGGUGGCCGUCGCAAGAAGGUGUCCUUCGAGGCCAGUGUGGCGUUGCUGGAGGCCUCGCUGAGGAAUGACGCCGAAGAAGUCCGCUACUUCCUGAAGAACAAGGUUAGCCCUGACUUGUGUAACGAAGACGGACUCACAGCCUUGCACCAGUGCUGCAUUGACAACUUUGAAGACAUUGUCAAGCUGCUGCUUUCCCACGGCGCAAACGUGAACGCCAAGGACAACGAGUUGUGGACGCCUUUGCACGCUGCAGCCACCUGUGGCCACAUCAACCUGGUGAAGAUCCUCGUUCAGUAUGGGGCUGACUUGCUUGCUGUCAACUCUGAUGGGAACAUGCCAUACGACCUCUGCGAGGAUGAGCCCACCCUGGAUGUCAUUGAGACCUGCAUGGCGUACCAAGGCAUCACCCAGGAGAAGAUCAAUGAGAUGCGGGCAGCUCCCGAGCAGAAGAUGAUAUCAGACAUCCACUGCAUGAUCGCAGCGGGCCAGGAUCUUGACUGGAUAGACGGCCAGGGUGCCACGCUGUUACACAUAGCUGGGGCCAAUGGAUACCUGCGGGCAGCUGAACUCCUCCUGGACCAUGGAGUCCGUGUGGAUGUGAAGGAUUGGGAUGGCUGGGAGCCUCUGCAUGCAGCAGCCUUCUGGGGACAGAUGCCAAUGGCAGAGCUGCUGGUGUCCCAUGGAGCUAGUCUCAGUGCCAGAACAUCCAUGGAUGAGAUGCCAAUAGAUCUGUGUGAGGAGGAGGAGUUCAAGGUUCUGCUGUUGGAGCUUAAACACAAGCACGAUGUGAUCAUGAAGUCCCAGCUGAGGCACAAAUCGUCCCUGAGCCGGAGGACAUCCAGUGCAGGCAGCCGUGGGAAGGUGGUGCGUCGAGCCAGCCUGUCAGACAGAACCAACCUGUACCGCAAAGAGUAUGAGGGAGAGGCCAUCUUGUGGCAACAGCGGAGUGCAGCCGAGGACCAGCGUACUUCCACCUACAAUGGAGACAUCAGGGAGACCAGGACAGACCAGGAGAACAAGGACCCGAACCCCAGGCUGGAGAAGCCUGUGCUGCUCUCAGAAUUCUCUACCAAGAUCUCACGGGGAGAAGUGGAUGGGCCUGUGGAGAAUGGCCUCCGGGCGCCUGUCAGCACCUACCAGUACGCGCUGGCCAACGGGGACAUAUGGAAGAUGCACGAGAUGCCUGAUUACAGCAUGGCCUACGGCAACCCCGGUGUGGCCGAUGUCCCCCCACCCUGGGGUGGCUUCAAGGAGCAGAGCCCCCAAACGCUCCUGGAGCUGAAGAGGCAGAGGGCCGCCGCCAAGCUGCUCAGCCAUCCAUUUUUAAGCACGCAUCUGGGCAGCAGCGUGGCCAGGUCAGGGGAGAGCAGCAGUGAAGGCAAGGCCCCUUUGAUCGGAGGCAGAACUUCCCCCUACAGCAGCAACGGGACCUCAGUGUAUUACACGGUCACCAGCGGGGACCCCCCGCUCUUGAAGUUCAAGGCCCCCAUGGAGGAGAUGGAGGAGAAGGUCCACGGCUGCUGCCGGAUCUCCUAGUGUCUGUGAGCUGGAAGAGAUGGCUGCCUCAGAGAGAGGCCCCUGGAAUCCAAGCCAGUCCAACAGCCCUGGCUGGGGAGGUGUCAGAGGGCAGCCGGGGAGAGGUGGGAUCUGCUUUCCAGAGGAAUGUUGACCUCACCUCAUGCCCGGCUGCCCAUAGCAUUUCUGCUCCCCUCUGUGCUGCUUUCUUGCCUCCAAGCCUGCAUCCGAAGCAUAGCAGCCCCGACUCACUCUGCAAUCUGUUUCGGGGAGGGUGGGCCUGAGAAUCUCAGUUCUGUACUUGGUAAAGGCUUCUUCAUACCAGGGCUAACACACUCAGCCCUUCACACACACACACACACACACACACACACACACACACACACACACACACACACACACA
Molecule: messenger RNA, 2327 nt
Organism: Acomys russatus (golden spiny mouse)
Lineage: Eukaryota; Metazoa; Chordata; Mammalia; Rodentia; Muridae
Gene: Ppp1r16b
Product: protein phosphatase 1 regulatory subunit 16B
Exons: 11
Coding region: 239-1945 (568 amino acids)
Biological process (GO): regulation of sprouting angiogenesis; establishment of endothelial barrier
Cellular component (GO): cytoplasm
Molecular function (GO): protein phosphatase regulator activity; protein binding; enzyme inhibitor activity
Source: RefSeq, a predicted model, not a curated record